This is a messenger RNA of Prorocentrum cordatum, 394 nucleotides long. The record is from the annotation of a GenBank genome assembly. Lineage: Eukaryota; Dinophyceae; Prorocentrales; Prorocentraceae.
AGGUCCCCGCCAUCCGAAUCCGGUGCCACCUGGUCGCGCCCCGCGGCUUCCGAGGAGUCGUCCUCGCGCUGGACAGCACGUGCGCGGCCGCGGCCGAGGAGAAGCCCUCCCUGCAGCCGGGCGACGGCGACCGUCUCCUGUCGUUGCGAAAACGGGGCGUCUUCCUAGGGGCGCUCGCGGGGGGCGGCCGCUCCAGCGUGGACGCGCUCCUGGAGCGCGCAGGCCUGCCCGCCGACACGUUCCUCCCAGUGGUCGAGAUUUGCGGCGGCAGCGCGGCGGCGGGCGUCGAGCUGGGCCCAGAGCCCGUGCUUCGCUGCUGCGAGGCACCAGGAUCGGCUGCACGUGAGAGUAGCCGUUCAGCAUCGUCUAGCCUACGGUGGGGCGUUUGUCACGG